CAUCAACGUUCAGCACCUGCUCCGCGCUUCAGCUGCUGAUGAGGUCAAGAGCGAGCGUGGAAGGCCUUGAGUACUACUAGGUCACCUUGCAUCCAUGGCUGCGAUACUGACCUUGAAACUGUAGGUUGUAAAGGCUUGCAAACUGUUCCGGACAGUAUCUUUGCGACUUUCGGUCGCUCGUGCGAACAAAGCCAGAUUGACACGCCACUGCACAACAAAUCACCCAAAGCGCAUCGCUAAGGUGCCCAGGUGUCCCUAGUCAUCGGACUUUGUCUGCUCUUCAAAAAGGGACCCUCGACCCUUUCAUCUUCUGUAUGCUCCAGUCUCUGUCUAGAAACGCGUUUCGACCUUUCCAGGUCAAUUUUGCUCGCUGUCAAUGCUUCAAACCCAGUAAACGAGCUUUCAGCCAGUCGACUAGCCGCUUGCUACGUUCGAGACGGGCCAGUCAAAAGAUAGACGCUGCAUCAGAUCGGGCGACUACUCCGGACCUGAAUAGUCAUCGUUUGACCGAUAGCGCUUUGUACAGAUUACGCUCAUCCCGGUCUGAAUAUGAAAAGCAAUCGCGUGAAGAAGAUUCCUCCCAGUCUCGCCAUCAAGGCGAGCGCCAGGAGGAGUUCAAUGCAUGGGAGUCUGCUCAGACGCCGUAUCAGAGGCUUGACUACGUAAGAGAUCGCCGUCGCCGCACUGGCACUGUCAUUGCUAUGGGCUUCACGGCCAUCAAUGGCUACAUCUGGUAUCAAUGGUCCCUUGCUGAGCCGGAUAAAUUUGAAUCUAUGCGCGGUGGAUUCUCAAGGGCAACCUUCAAGGACAGAAAUACGCAAGCACUCCACACCUACUUGAUUGAAAACUUCACCUUGUCAGCGAAUAACUGGCAAGAGCAUCGCUGGCACACCAUAUUGUCCGCGGGGUUCAGUCAUCAAAGUCUCUGGCAUCUUUUAGCUAACACCGUUGGCGUUAUGAGUUUUUUCCCCAUCACUGCCAUGGGACUGGGCGUGCCUGUCGCUACCGUAUCCUACUUGGCAUGCAUUGUUGGUGGCAGUUUAUUGACACUCCACCGCAAAGGUGUGGAUGUCAUCGAAGACGUCAAGGAUGUCGUGACUGGUAAAGUUGAGUACGGCGUCUCGAACGAUCUAGCCUAUGGCACUAGCUUCCAAGACGAGCUCGCCCGGCUCGUUGGGUUCGAAGUGCCGAGUUGGUCAAUAGCUGAACAGAAACGGCGAAGCAAUGCUAAAUUCCAGAACGAUGUUCCUGGUUUGGGUGCAAGUGCAGGGGUUUGUGGACUCUUUACCAUCUCAACAAUGAUGGCGCCGACUGCCGGGGUCGCCGUCUUCUUCAUUCCCUUGCCGGCUUGGCUGGCUUGGUCUCUCCUGACGGGCGUCGAUACGCUGUGUACUUUUGAUGAAGAAUCACGUCAGAAACUUGCCGACAAGAUUGGCAUUAUGCUUGGACAUGAGGCUCAUCUUGGAGGUACGAUAACCGGUCUUUUGACAGCGGUGCUCUUUUUUGGGAGGCUGUUCCGCAGAUGAGGUGUCGAACAAACAAUACAGCAGUCGUAUAUAAGCUCGAGCAAUGGUCUGUCUCCGUCUGAGAAGUCUGUAUUGAGACUGCCUUUUUGUUCUUCGGGUAGAUAGCAGGAGACACGUGUGCGGCUCAUAACGGG
Protomyces lactucae-debilis is the source of this 1660-nucleotide messenger RNA. RefSeq lists its product as uncharacterized. Gene Ontology annotation, cellular component: membrane. Lineage: Eukaryota; Fungi; Ascomycota; Taphrinomycetes; Taphrinales; Protomycetaceae. The transcript has a single exon. The record is from RefSeq and is a predicted model, not a curated record. Gene Ontology annotation, molecular function: serine-type endopeptidase activity. Bases 315 to 1526 code for a protein of 403 amino acids.